This is a messenger RNA of Sodiomyces alkalinus F11, 3442 nucleotides long. RefSeq lists its product as hypothetical. The transcript is spliced from 2 exons. Gene Ontology annotation, molecular function: protein binding. Bases 438 to 3251 code for a protein of 937 amino acids. The record is from RefSeq and is a predicted model, not a curated record. NCBI's taxonomy places the organism in Eukaryota, Fungi, Ascomycota, Sordariomycetes, Glomerellales, Plectosphaerellaceae.
AAAAAAAAAAAAAAAAAAAAAAAUCGAGGCCCGACGGCUGCCUCGAUUACAAAGUCGAAAUCUCCACCUGGGUCCUAACAAGUCCGACUAAGCCUCAGCCAAAUCGUGCAACAUACAAGGUGAAUUUCCAGCUGUGGCCAACCGCCGUUGAAGAGGACGAAAAACCAAGUCGAAAAAAAAAGAAAGAAAGACGAACAAUAACGGCUAAGCUCGAUUCAUCCUCAAGGGCGUCAGUGGUUGGCCCACGUGAAACACCCACAUAUGCAUGACACCCCGCAAGGUGAGCAGCAUAGCCUCAGAGGGAUGAGAUACAGCCUCAUCUUCAAUGGCUCAUAAGUAGCGCGGCAACCGAGUUCCCCCAACGACAAGAUCUCAAGUUGAUCUCAAGCAACAAGUUGCCAAGACCAUACAAGACAGACAGACAGACAGACAGACAUAUGACGGACAUCAGCAUAGCAAGAUCCUCUUUGGUUUGGACCCUCCAAGGAGUUGCGGCGGCAACGAAAACCCCUGAAGACGCAAUUCAGGCAGUCAUUCAGAGGAUCCCACCCGACACUAACGCGCAAGACCGGGCGGCCAACGCGGUGGACUGCCUCUCCUUCGAACACUGGCAGCACGCCCUCGCCAGCAACUUCCAGGACGCCGGGGAAGAAACCCAGGAUGCAUACCGACUCGUCAACAUCGCCCUCGCCGUAUCGUUCCUCCGAGAAGCCAGUCGGCAAGGCCACCACGCCACCCCCGAUGAUCUGACACGUUGUUGGGACCUCAUCCGAGGAGCCCUCACCACCAGUGACAGGUCGACCCGGCAUCUCUUCACCGCGUCGCGCAGUGCCCAGGGCUUUCUGGCCGUCCCCCUCUGCAGCAUCAUCCAAGCCGGCCGCAUCCAAGAGCUCUUCCGCCUCCACGUCUGGCUCCCGGACGGAAAACGCGGGGACCACGCCCUCGCCCUCGCCCUCCACUCGCAUCAGCCCUUCGCCCAGAGCUGGAUCCUAGCCGGCGAAGGGAAAGACAAAUCCUACCGCGUCGAGCCCGCAGGCAACCCCGACGAAGCCACCCACGCCGGGUACGCCCUCGUCUGGAACGACGGCAAGAGCCGCGACGCCGCCUACAAGACCCAUCAGACCCAUUCCACCGUGGAGCACACCGGCCGCUUCUUCCGCGCCACCGAGACCGCGUCGGCCGUCCACACGCGGAACAUGACCUACUCCAUCCCCGCCAACGCCUUCCACGCCUCCGAGGUCGCCCCGGACGCCCUGCACGCCACCCUCUUCUUCUUCGACGCCCAGCGCGGCUUCGUGCAGGACGCCGGCGUCCUGGGCCCCAAGGACGGCACCUCCUUCACCCAGGUCCGCGACGACGCCACCGUGUCCCCCUCCGUCCUGGCCCGCACCGUCGACGCCAUCCGCGCCUGGGAAGGCCUCGUCGACGAAGGCAGACAACACGCCCAGCGGUCCGAGUGGGAACACGCCCUGCGCGCCUUCAACGCCGCGCUCAUCCUCUGCCAGUCCGACGCCGCCGCCGCCGCCGCUCGGGGGGAGGGGGAGGGGGAGGAGGAGGCGUUGUUCCCCAACGUCGCGCUCUACAGGCAGCGCGUCAUGGGCGAGCUGGGAAAGACGAAUCGGCGGUUCGGCCGCUACGAGACGGCCACGCAGAUCCUCGAGCACGCGGUGGCCGAGAUGGGGCCCAGCGCCCACCGCGUCGAGCUGAGCGGGGAGCUCGGCGUCAAUUGCCGCCACAUGAACCGGCUCGAGGACGCCCGGCGCGCUUUCGAGCACCAGUACGACACGGCGAAACAGCUGGGUCUCGAGACGGAGAUGUGCAGGGCGAUAGGGAACCUCGGCAUGGUCCAUUACCAACUUGCGCAGCGCGACGGGGACGGGGACGGUGGCCUCCUGGACCUCGCCAUCCGGGAGCUCGAAGAAAGAGUCGCCACCGCGCGGAGACUAAGACGGCAGCACGAGAAGAACGAGAACGACGUGCCAACAACAACACAGGGGCCGUCGUCCGACCCGGCGCUCCUCAGCCUCCUCAAGACCUGGGAAACCAUCGGCCUCGCCCGCCUGUCCACCUGCCACUACGCCCGCGGCGCCGUGGACCAAGCCGCCCUCUCCGCCCUCGAAUCCCUCCGGAUGACGCACGACUCCUCCGACGCCACCGUCAAAGCCAUGUCGCGCUUCUUCUACGGCCGCGCCCUCCUCCGCCUCAACCGCCGCAAGGAGGCCCUCAGCCUCUUCAACCUCCCGGGGACCUGCUCCCCCGCCAUCGCCCUCGCCAAGGAACCCUCCGACGAGCACCGCUCCUACCUGCGCGAACUCGUCGCCGCCGGCGCCGACAUGGACAUCGUCGACGAGCAGGGCUACACGGCGCUCGACCACGCCGUCUUCAACGCCGACGUCGAGGCCGAGGCCCUCGUCCUCCAAGGCCUAGCCAAAAACGCCGAGACCAAGAUCGCGGGACGCCGCUCCGAGGCCAGGCUGCGCAAGGGGUACCGCGAGUUGUUCCAGGACCUCAUGCGCCCCGUGCUCCUCAGGCGGGAGAGGCACUGCCUGCGCGACCUGAGGCGCGCGUACGCGGACGCCCUGGCGGCGGAUGACGCCAAGAGGGCCAUGUUUGACGGCAUGUCGUUCCUGCCGUGGCCGGAAUUCGCCGCCCUCGGCCGGUUACCUGGACACCAGGACGGGCUCCGCCGAAAGUCGGUUCCGGGGCAGGGACCCGGGGUGGAAGACCUGGCGGCGGACGUUGUCAUCUUUAUUUCCUACAGGUGGAUCAACGAGACACCAGGUGCCACGUCGCCCGAUGACGAGAACCACACGCAGUACCAGCGGAUGAAACGUGCAGUCGAGGGAUACCUGCAACUUCACCCGUCGGUGGAUCCUCUGAAGCUGGGCAUAUGGAUGGAUCAUGCAUGCGUUGACCAGGAGGAUCCAAGCCUCGGGGUCGCCGCCCUCCCCAUGAUUAUUGCGCAGUGCGAUGCCAUGAUCAGCCUGGUGGACGACCAGUACUACAAGCGUGGUUGGUGUGCGGUGGAAGUGCUCAUGGCCCAGACAUUGAGGAACUCGUACGGAAACCAUCACUGGUAUGAGCAAUUGUGGUUGCCGGCAGCCGAGUCGGGCGACCACCUUGGGGGAGGCGGUUGGCACCUGAGAGAAGGGGCGAAUCAAGAUAUUGUGAUGAAGGAUAAACUGUUGACGUACGAGGAAGACCGCUCCAAGGUCGUGUUUCUGGAAAGGCAGAGCAAACUGCUGGGAUAAGUGAAGAUGAGAAAGACUAAGACAUGCACGGAUGCGAUACCAUUUGUGACCCCUGCUUACACAUUCGUUCCCCGAACUUCCCGUCUAACCAUACUGCAGUUGUAUUGCCCAAUGCCCACCGUGGGCUGGCUACCUCUUACUGCCACCCUCAAAGCGCUUCGUUGAUUUGACGAAAGGACAUGGGGUGGAUC